CAGAAAACAACCUCCUGACUUCUUGAUGAUUUUAGAAGCUACCUCAUUUCGAUAUUCUAGAUUGCCAAUCUCAAGCUCGCCCACCUUCUUCUUGACGUACAGUUCGAUGUCCCCAAUAGUGUUUUCUGGUGAAGCGCUUUCUUCCACAACAUUCCGCAAUGAUGAAAAGCCCUUCUGAACCGCAGGUGUUGAUCGGCUAGUGAUGAAAAUUCGUAAGGGUACACCGGCAUCAAGUUUUGCAAGCAGUGGAAAUAGGAGACUCUGGUUUGAACAUUCAUCCAAGGCAUCAAUAACCCAAUACUGGGUUCUCUGGAACGACGUCCUGAACACACCUCCAACGAUAGUUUUCGCCACAAUGCUCUUGGUUCAUCGCGGUCAAGCCGUACAUCGUUUUGCUGCAAUGCCAAAACUUCUUCCCGAACGUUGAAGUUCAUCGUUGAUAUCUGAAAUGCGAGGGACCGAAGACAAGUCUCCAACCCCGAAUUUAGCUUGUCUCCGUGUUUGAAAAAGAAAUAGCUACAGUCCAUGUUGAGAUCCUCUAGAGAGUUCACAACUGAAGCAGUAAGGUAAGACUUUCCUGAACCUGGUUGGCCAUUAACCCAAAAGACUUCUGUCUCGAGUCUCUGAGAAUCUCUCCAUUGACAGAAUGCCGCAGAACUCGUCAACCAGUCACAAGAACCCUCUAUCUGCUUUUCCUCAAAGCUUGCAACAUCGUCCUCGGGUCUUUCGUGUAUAUCAAGGUACUUUUCGAGAAUCCGAAGCUGUCUAUGCUGAUCUUCUCGUGUUUGAUGGUACAGAUUUUCCUCGAUGCCUUUGGUGAUUGAAGCUAGAGCAUUUCUGAUCGUUACAUAAUUCGCGUCCGACGGAGAGUGGAAUUUACAGAUUCCCCUGUGAGUUGCGUUCACAAGAGUACUAAUUUCGUUGGAAUACACGAGAACAGCGGACUCUCGACUCACAAUAAAAUUGGAAAUUGGACCCAACUGUGUUUCAACUACUUCGUAGAAGAAUCUCAGUUGAAGGCUUCCCGAAAUGUGGCGGAAACCAUCGUUGAUGAGUUGGAGCAUAACCGAGUUAUCUUUGAGAUCGUCCACAUAACUUUUUGAACCACCUGGCAAGACAAUGCUUUUCAAGGAUUAGUCCAGUACCCGUGCUAACCCAGAGCCACGAUGUGGGGUCGCCAGAAAAACCAUGGUAUGAACUCGUGCCGCUAAAGAGCCAUACAAUGGAUCUUCCCGACAAAUCAUAUACAGUUUCUUCAUCACCAAUCCUCCCAUGCUAUGUCCAAUCAAAACUAUCGGCGUUGUGCUACCAUUGCCAAAAUACGGAUUAUCGUGGAUUUCUGAUAUCAAUGACUUCGCAAAGUCGUGCACAUUUAAGGCGCUCGCUUUCUUUUCUCCCCAAUUCGAAGCAUAACCAAAUGAAUGUAUUCGAACGUUUCGAAAUGCGGGGUCGCGGGGAAGCCAUUCUUGAAUCCAGUAGUGCCAUGUAUCUUUGGUCAAUGACCAGGUCUUCCGACUGCCGCCACCCAAGCCAUGAACAAAUACAAAAUCUAUCAACGGUUCCGAAGGCACAAAUAGUAAAUUCAAACCAAGGCUUCCAACGGCAUCUUCCGGGGUAUUUGGUUCUCGUCUUAGUAGAGUGGUACGAGCCUGGAACACGCUAUCGAGGGAAUUCGUUGAGGAUUUACUCCGGUGAGAAAAGUGUCGAGAGAACUGUGUGUAGGAGGUCAGUAGAGAAAGAUAGCAUACGGUUCUCAUGAGUAACAAACCAUUUCCCCAGAAGCUGAUCCAUUUAGUGGAACGAAGAAGGCAUGCCAAGUCGAGCGUUGAUAUUGUGCCUAGUUCAGAUUUGUUCUGCGCAUCGUGAGUUUCCAUUUUACGGACUCUUCUGUUUCUGCUGGUGGAUGGAUGGCGCCACAUGCAACGAUCCCCUCGUUUCUGCGGCUCUGGCCUCUAGGAUUUCUUGAUUUCUUAAUGUCUUAUUUUGAUGAUAAGAAACCGGGGUUCAUAUUGGACUGAACAGGAAGGAACUCUUGGGCACCGUUGCUGUGCCUAAAAAAUACGCCAAAACAAGGUCGACUACUCCCAAACACGAUUAGGGUGCAGUCAGCGUGCCGUUGCAGAAUCCUUUGCUGCUGAACAACUCACCCGGCGCCUAUUCAAACGAUACCAAUGAUGAUUGAUGGCUACCAUGUUCCUCUUGCAUGUCACCGCGAUGUAGUUCUUAAAGCCUCCCGACCUCCACUUCAUAGUAAAAAUUAAAAACAAAAAGCGAGGGAAAAGAUGGCUGACAAAGAAUUUGAUACGGAAUUUCCAGACCUGAAGUUGCUCACGAUUGAUUCAUCCUCCCUUGAAGAUGAGGCGGGACCUAGGAUCAUGGUGGAUGAAAAUGUGAUUGCGAGUUAGUCCAUUGAUACCUUUUUAUCGUCUUGUUGUUCUAACGAAAGCUCUCAGAAUUACCAGCAGGAUCGCAUUCAGUAUAUGCAAGAAGUCAUGGCUCCAGCAUGUGGACACAAACCGCUCGCGUAGAGACUACACAGGCUGACGAAACGCAAAAAUCUUAUUUUCUCAAGGCUGGGUUCUAUACUUCCACUCAUGUUAUCUGUUCUAACAUAGAAAUAGGUAGCCUCUGGAGACCUUGGUCUUGGUAUGGUGGAAGGAGAAUUCGAGUCAAUGAAGUCAAUCCACGAUGUCUUAGAGGAUUUCUGUCCAAAGCCCUUAGCCUGGGGAACUUUCAAAUCAAAUCCAGACCUUCACUUCUUUCUCUGUGAUUUUAGAGAGAUGGACCAAGAUAUUCCAGAAAUGGACAGGUUUACUUCCAUGUUGGCUGAAUUCCAUUCAACCUCCAGUGCCAGGUCUCCAAAUGGGCACUUUGGUAAUCAUUGCACCACUUAUAACGGCAAUCUUGCCCAAGACAAUUCUUGGACAGACUCUUGGGAGGAAUACUUCAAGGACAAUAUUGUAAGAAUGCUUCAACUUGAAGAAGAAGCACGAGGCCCCAGCCCAGAGUUAAAACAACUUGCGGGGCCUUUUCUUGAAAAGGUCAUCCCGCGACUCUUACGGCCUUUAGAGACGCAAGGUAACAUUUUGAAACCUUGUUUGAUACAUGGGGACCUUUGGUAUGGGAAUACCUCAACGGAUCUCGAUACCGGAGAACCGAUCACUUUUGAUGCAUCUUCAUUCUGGGAUCACAAUGAGUGUAGGUGGUACACAAUCGAUUACCCAAUCCUUUUCUGACUCUCUUUCUCUACAGAUGAGGUUAGAACAAUGAGACCGGCUGGAGUCCAAUUUGGGCGGGCUUAUUUGAAAGCAUACCAUGCUCGCUACCCAAUAUCACCCCCGGAAGAAGACCACGAGGAUCGUCUGGCACUUUACGCCAUGUGAGUAAACCCAUCAGAUUUCGGUACUCAGACGUGCACUGAAUGAUAUGCGCCAUAUUUAGAAGGUCUCGAAUACACGAUUCUGCGCUCUAUCCCAUGAACGAAGGGUUUAGGAAUCUGCAAGUGCUGAACAAGGCCCUUGAAGACUUUUGCUAACAGAAUUCUAGUUUAGUCGAACAGAUGAGACUUCUUGCUGACAAGUACCCUGACGGGUACGGGGAGCCAAUAAGUAAAGCCAGUCUCUAAUCCUUAGCCACCCAUGAGGUCUUCUCCUAUGGAUAAAUACCAUCUGCCCCUUCCAUCUAGUUUGCCAUCGUAAUCUUGGAGGCGCGUUAAGCGAUUUUUACUGGAGGAGCAGACCUGGUUGAUCCAUUUCAUUCCAUAACACGUACAACCUACAUGUAAGCCAAAAAACAUAACUUGAAAUCGGUUUGCUUUUACUAAACACCUCAACAACACAGAAACAUGAUCUAAGAUUGUCCCUAUAUUGUCCUAUUAGAAAGGAUGCGUCUCAACACACCUUAAUCAGGGGCUUGCACAAUAAAUGCACGGACUAAGCCGGUAGUGUUUUUGACCACCAAACGCAUAUUUUCAAUUCAUUUGGACUAAUGCUGUUAAAUAAAAC
Messenger RNA from Hymenoscyphus albidus, 4004 nucleotides. Lineage: Eukaryota; Fungi; Ascomycota; Leotiomycetes; Helotiales; Helotiaceae. The record is from the annotation of a GenBank genome assembly.